GAAAGCAUCGUCGAUUCACUCAUUGCGACUUGGCGCACAAAGGCGUAGCAUUCACGAUUCGCGAUCGCAACCGCAGUCGAGCUGCAUGGCUCUGUCUGUGCUGGCACUCAGCAGGUGUGUAAUUUCUCUCCCGCGCCUCCCUCACGUCGCGCUAACGUCGGGAUCGGGGAAAGCUAAGAAGAAUUUCAGACCGCUUGCUCGCCCUACACCUGCUGGCUGACCCGAGGGCAGAUACAACCACUCGCCGCAACCAGAGCACUGCUCAAUCGCAAGUCCUGGGUAGCAUAUCUGGGUGGAUCGCGUCUCACAGCGCUCACAGUGUGCGCGAAGCGGAUCGAGGUGGCGAUUGCGGCGGAACGGCAAGCAGGAUAGGCGAUCGUUCGGCUGCGAUCGACAUCAAGCGCUCAGAAGCGCUGCUGAGCGCUCAACUCGAUCAGUCUAGCACCCCUCCAUCAAGCUCAGCUUCAACAAUACAAGUCAUGCAGGCCCUUCCCCGCCCUGUGGAGCUCAGUGCUUACACUGGGUCUCAAGACGAUUCUUCUGUCGUGCGCGCCAAUCUGAUGCCAUUCUCGAUUGACUACGAUGGUCCCGCACCCGUUUCCCGCUACAUGGUCGUACGCUCGGCCUCAGACACCGAGUCAUCUGUUGAGUUGGAGCACUCUGAUCCCUCAGCGGCUUUGGUGUCGGCAUUUAGAGGGAGAACGAUCCACGGCACGCCCAUAGCUGUGCCUGCUGGAUACAAGGCUCAUGUGGUAGAAGUCCCCACGGAGGUAGAGCUCCUUGCAGCUCAGGCGACCAGCUUCGGCACCGGUACUCCAAAGGCCACGAGCUCGUCUCAACACGAAUCAAAGCGUCGACGCACGGAUGCGCACCAGCAAGGGCCUCCAUUCGCAGAGUCCGCUCUCCGACGCUCUCCGAGAAAGAUGGCGGCAGCAAGCAGCAGUAGCACAGCUGCAAGAGCCAAAUUCACCACAAUGAAGACCUUUUCAAUGGACGACUCUGAUGACGAGGCACAGGAGGAUGAAGAAAAGGAUCUCACUUGGGAUGCGGCCAUACAAGACGACGCGAAUCACGAGCCAGAACUAGACUUGGAGGGAUCCCUUGAUGCCGCUACAUCGACCAGCACCGGCAAUGGCCUCGCCACGGAGCCCGGGAACGAGCAGCAAGUUGCCAAGCAGCUGCAAAUCGGUGCGAGCUGCGGAGAACACAUCGUCAUCUGGUCCCCCGACGGGCCCGUCGACGAGGGCGAUGACGCGUACAUCCGCACGCUUCGAGAAUACCUUGGCGUCAUCGCACCCGCACUACAUACCUCAUGAUCCAUCGAAUACAUCAGUUCGCUAAUGACCCUAGCUUUGUCCACUACAUUCGUGUCCCAGCCAUACCGGCCCCUCCCGCAUUGCCUCCAUAUCCAGCAAAUGAGCCGACGCUGUCCGCGCUCCGACCGCUCUCGCUUGCAUCAUCACUUUCACUUCUCGACUUCGCGUCCUCGUCCUCCUCGAGAUUCGUUGCC
Messenger RNA from Ceraceosorus guamensis, 1510 nucleotides. RefSeq lists its product as hypothetical. Gene Ontology annotation, biological process: RNA catabolic process. Lineage: Eukaryota; Fungi; Basidiomycota; Exobasidiomycetes; Ceraceosorales; Ceraceosoraceae. The record is from RefSeq and is a predicted model, not a curated record. The coding region runs from base 480 to 1316 and encodes 278 amino acids. The transcript has a single exon. Gene Ontology annotation, cellular component: ribonuclease H2 complex.